Dreissena polymorpha is the source of this 1224-nucleotide messenger RNA. RefSeq names its product T-cell-specific guanine nucleotide triphosphate-binding protein 2-like. Gene Ontology annotation, molecular function: GTPase activity; GTP binding. The record is from RefSeq and is a predicted model, not a curated record. The transcript has a single exon. Bases 1 to 1224 code for a protein of 407 amino acids. Gene Ontology annotation, cellular component: membrane. Lineage: Eukaryota; Metazoa; Mollusca; Bivalvia; Myida; Dreissenidae.
AUGGCGACUGGAGACGGCAAUUUGUAUGAGUUGUCUGUGAACGAAGAAGAUGCCAAAGUCGUAAAGGACCAUUUUGAGGCGAAGGGAUAUAUGGGCCUCGUCGAACUCCUUAUCAAACGCAAGGACCAUUGGGUAGACGUCCCCAUCCAUGUGGCAAUAUACGGAAGUUCCGGUGCAGGGAAGUCAAGUUUCAUCAACAUCAUCCGGGGACUUAAGGAUAGCGAUAAAAAUGGCGCCGAACUGAAUGUGGGACAGACGACAAUCGAACCCAUUCCAUAUUCACAUCCAAAUAAACAUUAUCUGAAGUUCUGGGACAUGCCCCAGUUGGGCUCCAAGGCGUUCACAAAAGAGUUGUAUUUGAAAAAUACAAAUAUAGAUAAGUACGAUUAUUUUCUCAUUUUCACUAGGUCAGAAUUCACCGGAGACGAUUUUUGGUUCGCAAAUCAGUUGCAGACUCUAAACAAAAAGUUUUAUUUUGUUUGUACGCAUAUUGAUAUCGUCAUAGAUGCAGCAGUAAAAGAACAUUUAGACGAAGACCAAAGAGAGGUGAAGAUUCGUGUUUUAACUGCCAUUAGGGAAAAACUACUGCGUUCGGUAAAACAGGAGAAAAUCAAAGCAGACUAUAUUUACCUGAUAACCACAGCGGAUGUUCGUAAAUUUGAUUUCCCAAAAUUAGCGAACAGACUCAUUAUCGAUCUACCUGAAAGGAAGUGGGAAGCAAUGGCGUUAACGCUAAAAGUGUUUGCGGACGACGUCAUAAAGCAGAAGCGUCGCGCUCUGCAGAAACGUGUUUGGAUUAUAGCGCUAAUGUCUGGUCUGGAGAAAGCGUGCCACUAUUACGGGCUCCAGUUUGACAUUGACGUGGAACCCGUUUUAGAGGAAGCGCAGGAGUACCGCCGGCAAUUCUGUCUGGACGAAGGUUCGAUAAUCAAACUGGCGCGGUCCAUCGAUACGUCGGUAGAGAGUCUGAAAAAAGCGUCGGCGUUCAAAACAAACUACGCGCAGCUAGCGGACCGCGGGCUGAUCCAGCAGUAUAAAACGCUAAGCGUUUACGACGUCUCCGACGGAAUCACGAAAAGUUUCUCUCCAAUUCUGGGUAACCUGUUGUCUGGCGCGUCGCCGUUCGGCGCGACAUAUUUCGUGUUAAACCGACUGCUCGAUACGAUGGAGACCGACGCGCUCAGAAUGAUUGAGUACGUGCGGUACAGAGGGGCGGAAUUGUAA